Fusarium poae is the source of this 903-nucleotide messenger RNA. RefSeq lists its product as uncharacterized. Gene Ontology annotation, molecular function: oxidoreductase activity. Lineage: Eukaryota; Fungi; Ascomycota; Sordariomycetes; Hypocreales; Nectriaceae. Bases 1 to 903 code for a protein of 300 amino acids. The record is from RefSeq and is a predicted model, not a curated record. The transcript is spliced from 4 exons.
AUGGCUCUCGGAGGGGAAUUCAACUCAAAGCUACCAUUUAUUGGAUCCCACGAACCAACUGGGGUUGUUGUGGAAGUUGGUUCUGAAGCCCAAGACUUUGCGAAAGGUGAUCGUGUAGGAUGUCUCAACUUUGACAGCUGUUGCGGAAAGUGCCCAGACUGCAAGGCUGGAAAGCCCAUAUACUGCGACGCUCCUCUGAUGAAGGGAAUCACUGCGGAUGGAGCUUGGGCAGAGUACAUGGUAGCUGAUGCCCGCUUCACUGUGAAACUGCCUGAUGCUCUGGAAUUUCCGACUGCGGCCUGCAUGAUGUGCGCAGGGGCAACCAUAUACGGAGGAAUCAAGAACGCCAAGGUUCCAGCUGGAGGUUCGAUUGGUAUAGUUGGUAUUGGAGGUCUAGGACAUAUCGGAACACAAUUAGCAAAGGCGAUGGGCUACCAAGUCGCUGCUAUCGACGCCAAGCAAGACACUUUAGAUCUCGUCUCAUCCUACACCCUCAAACCUGACGUUUGCGUUCUUGCGUCUGAUGCCCCCAAAUCUUCCAUGAAGAAAAUCACGAAUGUUGUCAAAAGUGAUUAUCCAGGCCUUGACGCGACGGUCAUUGCCACAGAUGCGCCCGCAGCAUUCGAUCUCGCCGCACAACUCACGCGCAAACACGGCACGAUGGUCCUUCUUGGCCAGCCCGAAAAGGGCAUCACGCUGUCUUAUCAGAACAUAAUUUUUCGAGAUAUCAAGUUAGUAGGGUCUCUCCUCGCUGAUCGUCCCGUGUUACAAGAGCUCUUGGAGCUGGUUGUAAAGCAUGAUAUCCAGGUCAAGAUCAAGGAGUGGAAGAUUGAAGAUGCCGAGAAAAUGAGGCAGGAGUAUUUAACGGGUAAGAACAGCGGUAAGAAUGUAAUCGUGUUCUAG